CCAGCGCUCGCUCACAUAGCUGAAUCCCGCCCUCGCUCGUCCAGCGCCUUACACACGUCGAGCAUACCCCGACCCGCCGUCAUGGCUGAACCAGAAAAGAAGAUCCUGCCAGUCGACGGCGAGCGCAAUGUGCUCAUCACCAGCGCGCUCCCCUACGUAAACAACGUCCCGCAUCUGGGCAACAUCGUGGGCUCGGUGCUCUCCGCCGACGUCUUCGCCCGCUACUCGCGCGCCCGAGGCUACAACACGCUCUACAUCUGCGGCACCGACGAGUACGGCACCGCCACCGAGACAAAGGCCAUCGAAGAGAAGGUCACGCCCGAGCAGCUCUGCACCAAGUAUAACGCGCUGCACGCCGACGUCUACAAGUGGUUCAACAUCGGCUUCGACCACUUCGGCCGGACUCCGACCCAGCAGCAGACAGACAUUGCCCAGGACAUCUUCACCAAGCUGCACAAGAACGGCUACCUCGAGGAGCAGACCACCACGCAGCCGUACUGCGAGACCCACAAGAGCUUCCUCGCAGAUCGAUUCGUCGAGGGCACCUGCCCGCUGUGCCAGUACGACGAUGCCCGCGGUGACCAGUGCGACAAGUGCGGCCACCUGCUCGAUCCGCUGGAGCUCAUCAACCCGCGCUGCAAGCUGGACGGUGCGACGCCCGUGCCCAAAGAGACAAAGCACGUGUACCUUCUGUUGGACAAGCUGCAGCCAUUGGAGGAGGAGUGGUUCGCCAAAGCCAGCAAGGAGGGCAACUGGAGCUCCAACGGUGUUCACAUCACGUCCAGCUGGUUGAAGGAGGGCCUGAAGCCGCGAGGCAUCACCCGCGACCUCAAGUGGGGCACUGCUGUUCCUCUCGAGGGCUACGAGAACAAGGUCAUGUACGUGUGGUUCGACGCGUGCAUUGGCUACGUCUCGAUAACAGCUACGUACACGGACCAGUGGGAGAAGUGGUGGCGCAAUCCUGAGAACGUGAAGCUCUACCAGUUCAUGGGCAAGGACAAUGUGCCCUUCCACACCGUCGUCUUCCCCUCGUCCCAGAUCGGCACUGGAGACAAGUGGACCAUGCUCAACACCAUCUCCACCACCGAGUACCUCAACUACGAACACGGCAAGUUCUCCAAGUCAAGAGGUAUCGGCGUCUUCGGCAACAAUGCGAAAGAAACCGGCAUCCCCUCGGACGUCUGGCGCUACUACCUUCUCUCCCAUCGCCCGGAGACUGGCGACACAGAGUUCGAGUGGAAGGGCUUCAUCGACUCGAACAACAACGAGUUGUUGAAGAACCUGGGCAACUUCAUAAACCGCGUCAUCAAGUUCUUGAACUCCAAGAUCUACGACUCCAUCGUACCAGACUACACCAAAUUCACAAGCGAAUACCUCGAUGCGCACAAAAAGAAGGUCAACGAAGCACUGAAGCGGUAUAUCGCGGAGUUGGAGGACGUCAAGAUCAGGGCCGCCCUUGCCACAGCGCUCCACGUCUCGAGCUUGGGCAACACCCUCUUGCAGGACAAUAAGCUCGACAAUGCCUUGGCCACAAACGAGCCGGAUAGAUGUGCUGCCGUUGUCGGUAUGGCCCUGAGCCACAUCCACUUGCUCGCUUCCCUCAUCCACCCAUACAUGCCCGACACCACCACCUCCAUCCUCGCUCAACUAAACACUAGCUUCCUCACCAUCCCCGACGAUUGGGAAGCCCGAUCGCUCCCUGUGGGCCACAAGAUCGGCAAAGCGGCCUACCUUUUCUCUCAGAUCAAGCCUGAGCGCGAGCAAGAGUGGAGGGAACAGUUUGGUGGUGAGGAGGCACGGAAAGCCAAGGAGGAGAAGGCCGCCAAGGCUGCUGCCAAGAAGGCAGAGAAGGAGCGCAAGAAGGCGAAGAAAGCUGCGGGUAAAGUUGGGGAGGGCGUAGAGGCGACCGAAAAGGGCGGAAAGGGCGAGAUACCCGCCGAGAAGACUGCUGUGGAAGAAGUCGCCGAGGGCGUCAAGCAGACGAGUCUACAGAGCUCCUAGGCAGUGCACGUGCGGUUCUAUCUACUCCUCUGGACCACAACCAAGCUUGAGCCGUGGAUGGGCUUGAAUGACUUUUGGCUGUUGCUGUGUCUAUUUCUCUUGUUUGUAUUACGUACGUGGAGAAAGCAGCUUGGGGUGACUUGAGCGUGGUUCGAGGAGUUGAAGAGGGCGAUCGAGGAUGAAGAGGGCGCAUAAGCAACUCAUGGAGCUGAGCGGAGUUCGUAGACGCAUAUCCGUCUUUGCGAAUUAUCACGGUAUUUCUGGUUCAACACGAAUCUUACCAGUCGCAAACUCCUUUGCAUCCGUUCACGUAGCUGACAUCGCUUGACUACCUCGUACUUCGUAUACCCCUGUUUUUCACUUUCCCAACCCAGUAUCGGUGCAGUGUUUCAGCUACCUAAACGCGUUAGACCGUGCAAUAU
Molecule: messenger RNA, 2423 nt
Organism: Paraphaeosphaeria sporulosa
Lineage: Eukaryota; Fungi; Ascomycota; Dothideomycetes; Pleosporales; Didymosphaeriaceae
Product: methionyl-tRNA synthetase
Exons: 1
Coding region: 82-2001 (639 amino acids)
Biological process (GO): methionyl-tRNA aminoacylation
Cellular component (GO): cytosol; aminoacyl-tRNA synthetase multienzyme complex
Molecular function (GO): methionine-tRNA ligase activity; ATP binding
Source: RefSeq, a predicted model, not a curated record